This is a messenger RNA of Syzygium oleosum, 1845 nucleotides long. Its product is annotated as cytochrome P450 71B36-like. The coding region runs from base 142 to 1680 and encodes 512 amino acids. The record is from RefSeq and is a predicted model, not a curated record. Gene Ontology annotation, molecular function: monooxygenase activity; oxidoreductase activity, acting on paired donors, with incorporation or reduction of molecular oxygen; iron ion binding. NCBI's taxonomy places the organism in Eukaryota, Viridiplantae, Streptophyta, Magnoliopsida, Myrtales, Myrtaceae. The transcript has 3 exons.
UCUUUCUGGCCAGUAAAUGUCGGCAACUGAUUAUUCAGCAUCCCUUUCGUAUUACUUUUCACUCUCGACCCUCACACUACUUAACCACCCAAAACUAAUUCAACGUUGGAAGCAUUCUCACUGCACAUCACCAUCCCAACAAUGGCUCUUCACAUCCUCUUCACAUGGCUUGCGCUUUUCCUUCCACCCCUCCUCCUCCUCCUCCGCCGCCGCCUCCUCUCAGUGAAAAGCUUCACCAACAAAAGGAAGAACCUCCCUCCAGGCCCUCCGCCACUCCCCAUCAUAGGCAACCUCCACCAGCUCGGCCACUUGCCUCACCAAUCCCUGUGGAAACUCUCCAGACAGUAUGGCCCCGUCAUGCUCAUCCACCUCGGUGGUAUCCCCACUGUCGUCGUCUCCUCCCCCGCCGCUGCCAGGGAGGUCCUCAAGACCCAUGACCUCGACUGUUGCAGCCGUCCACGGCUACUCGGCCCAGGACGCCUCACCUAUGACCAUCGUGACAUCGCCUUCACCGAGUACAGCAAUUAUUGGAGGGAGCUAAGGAAGCUGUGCGUGCUCAAGCUUCUUAGCACCAAGCAAGUUCAGUCCUUUCGGUACGUCAGGGAAGAGGAGGUGGGUUCUAUGAUCGAGUCAAUCGCGAAGUCAGCAGAGAGCGGAACUCCGGUCAAUAUGAGAGAGAAGUUCAUGGCUUUGACGGUUAGCAUCACUUGCAGGGUCGCAUUUGGGAAGGCGUUUCAAGGGACAGAGUUCGACGAUGGAAGGUUAGAGGAUGUGAUUCGCGAGACAUUGGUGAUGUUAGGAAGCUUCUCAGCUUCCGAUUUCUUCCCUCGAUUCGGCUGGAUCGUGGACAAGUUCACGGGGCUCCAUUCGAAGUUGGAGAAGAGCUUUCGCAAUUUGGAAGUUUUCUAUCAGAAGGUGAUCAAAGAGCAUCGAAACGUGAAUAAGAGCAACAAGGAAGAGGAGGACAUUGUCGAUUUGCUGUUGAAGAUGGAGAGGGACCAGACUGAGCUUGCGGCGGUUCGGCUCAAUGAAGAUAACAUCAAGGCCAUCUUGAUGGAUAUACUUAUAGCUGGAGUGGACACCGUUGCACUUGUCAUGGACUGGACAAUGGCCGAGCUCGCAAGGAACCCGAGGGCGAUGCAGAAAGCUCGUGAGGAGAUCCGGAGUUAUGCUGGGAACAAGAAAUGGGUCGUGGAAGACGACCUUCACGGGCUCAAAUAUCUCAAGUUGGUACUCAAGGAGGCAAUGAGGUUACAUCCUCCAGGUGGUCUACUAGUCCCGAGGGAAACAAUGGGCCACUUUAAGUUAUUUGGCUACGAGAUCGACCCGAAGACCCGUGUCGAGGUCAAUGUGUGGGGCAUCGGGCGGGAUCCGGAGCUGUGGGAGGACCCGGAGGAGUUUGUGCCCGAGAGGUUUGAGGACAGUCCAAUCGAUUACAAGGGGAAUCAUUUCGAACUGUUACCAUUCGGGGCGGGGCGAAGAGGAUGCCCUGGGAUGUCGAUGGGGAUGGCGGUGGUCGAGCUAGCGCUCGCCAAUGUCUUGCACUCCUUCGACUGGGAAUUGCCAAAGGGAAUGACGGAGGGAGAUGUGAGCAUGGAGGAAGGGGCUGGCCUGAACGUAUUUCAAAAAGUGCCUCUCAUUCUGCUACCGGUUAAACCAUCUUAUAAAACCGUUGCAUGACAAAAUCGCAUUAAGCAAAAAACAUCAUAUUUCACUAUGUUUUGUACUUAGUUAUGAUCAAGCUGUCUUAAGAUUGCAUGGUAUAAUGUUAUAGCAUACAUCUCUAUAAAUGUAGUAUAUUGCUUCUUAGGCAAUUAAUAAAAAGACCCAUAUGAGGAAUUUGCA